Molecule: messenger RNA, 4321 nt
Organism: Mobula hypostoma (lesser devil ray)
Lineage: Eukaryota; Metazoa; Chordata; Chondrichthyes; Myliobatiformes; Myliobatidae
Product: TNFAIP3-interacting protein 1
Exons: 8
Coding region: 291-1490 (399 amino acids)
Biological process (GO): regulation of transcription by RNA polymerase II; cellular response to lipopolysaccharide
Source: RefSeq, a predicted model, not a curated record
CAACUUGCUCAAACUAAAGACAGCGCAACCUCCGCCGCCCAUCGGACCGCACUCUCUCCCUUCCGCUUUCCUUGAUGCGCUGGAAAGUCCCCGAGAUGUUCUGUGAAGCCGCAGUCAUUACAUCCGCCCCUCAUUUGUGUACACGUGAUUGGCUUUAUUAAAUAACACUGGCAUAUUGGGACACAGUAAGAAGUACUUUGAAAAGGUCCAGCUUAAAAGCUGUCAAAAGUCAAGUGACAAGAGAUUCAGUGUGGACGGUGUAGCCUCCGACCAGAGCUAGUUCGUGAAGAAUGGACGGUGAAGCCCCGCUAAUACCCCACUCUACCCCUAAUUUGCUGAUGUCGCCGACGCUGGAAAAAGUUCCUCAGCUCCAGCGCCAGGAUGCAGACAAAGGCAUCACAACAUCGGAAGCUGUUUUGGGAGGGAACAUUGCAAGGACACCAAACGAGCCAUUCCAAAUACAAAAUGGGACUGAAUUGGGAGAUGAGGAGAAUGUGACUUUUAUCACAGAAAGCAUGAGUGUCACUACAGCAGAUGAGGAGAAGCUACUACUUCUGAACAAGAACACUGAAUUGAGACGCAUUAACCAAAAGCUGAUGAAACUCAACCAAGACUGGGACCAGAUCUAUCGAGUAGCUACGAGUGAACUCCAGCAGAGACUGGCAGUACUACAGAUGGAGGUUUUAGAAACCAAUCAGCAUGCAUGUGCACUUUCCAAAAAACUAGAUAAUGAGCAGUGCAAAAGGGAGUAUUAUGAGCAAUCCUUUAUGCAAGAAAUGAAAAGGAAUCAACAGCUUCAGGAAUAUGUGAAACAGCUAGAAAAUAAACUGCACACCAUAGGAGAAGGUCAGCAACUGCCACUGAAAGAUCAGCCAUGGAGACCAACUCUAAGUGAUAAAACAGCCGACAAUAUUGUCCAAAAACCAGAAGUGAAUCAAAAACAAGCAGUGCCCUCAUCAGCAAACCACGCGCAGGCCUUGGCAAAGUCACGGGAGCCAGGUCAUUGCAGAAUGACAAAGCCAGAAGAAAGCCAACACAGACCUCCAUAUGGGAUCUCCCAGAAGGAGUGUACGGAGCUUCUCGAUCAAAUGGCUGCCCUUAUGUGUCAGACAAAGCUGUUUGAAUCAGAUUAUAAGACGGAGCGCAAAGAUCGACAACGCACUCAAGCUGAAAAUGAAAGACUAAAGAAAGUAACAGAAGAUAUGUAUUUGCAGAUGAAUCUUCUUCAGGAACAGCUCAAGAUUUAUGAGGAUGAUUUUAAAAGGGAAAGGUCUGAUAAACAAAUUCUUCAGCGCCUGCUAAAGAGUAAAUCGGAAAGUAAGGAGCCAGUUCUCAUCCACCGGUGCAACAACACACAUCAGAAAUCUGGAGAAAUCAAGAGAAUACAGUGCAGCAAGCACUGCAUUGAACGGCACCCGAAUUGUUCAAACCAUCAUAAGUGUAAAGGUGCAGAAAUCCAUGCAUUGCCUUACUCGAUAGACUACCAUUAAAGUAGAGCUUUGGAAGAAGGUUGGAGUGAAAGGAGUGUUAUUAGUGUCCUUGAAAACCUGCUACAUUCAUGCCCUUAUUUAUAAAUGAGGCAAGUAAAACCAAGGCCAUUAAAUAUUCUGCACAAAUUAUUCUUGUGUUUGAAUUUCAUGCCCUCUGGAUUUAGAACAACCUCUUUAAAAUGAAUACAUUAACAUGUCUGUAUAAAAUUCCAUUAUGUGUCAGAUUAUUAAUGGGUUCAUUUAAUGAUGUAGUUAAGAUGAUAUACUGACAUCUGUGUUAGUUUUUCAACAGUAGCAUGGUGAUUAGUACCUUUUACCUAUGAAUUAGAAAGUAGCUGGUUCAAAUCAAAUGCAAGGCUGGAGCACAAUUCUCUAGGUCGAUGCUAUAAUCCAAUAUUGAUGAAUCAUCCAAAUUAUUGCUCAUUCUAUCUCACCACCUAGUCUGACCACAGAGGAAGAUGUUGGGCAGGACAGAACCAUAGAACCAUAGAAACUACAGCACAGAAACAGGCCCUUUCGCCCUUCUUAGCUGUGCAGAACCAUUUUCUGCCUAGUCCCACUGACCUGCACACGGACCAUAUCCCUCCAUACACCUCCCAUCCAUGUAUCUGUCCAGGAGAACUUAUCAGGAGUAUAUGGUCCACCUGAGCACGAUGUCUGUUUAAACUACUCCUCCAAAAAUGGUCAUUUUUAAGUUUGCAUAUUCCUGCAUAACCACAAAGAGGAAAGAAAGAUAACCAUUUUUCAUUUAUAAAGUAGCUCUUGACCUUGAGACUGAUUGCAUAACAAUAGAUGCUAAUUGUAUUGGUAACCUGCUCAACCUCCUUCUCACCAUCACAGUAACCUUCCACAGGGUUCCCAGGUGGAGCUGAGGUUACGACCGUCAAUGAAGGCACCAACCUCUGGUUACAUGAGCAUGAUUGCAGAUGAUGUUACCUGCAGUUAUCAUCAGACAUUUCUUUAUUAUGUGAGAAGCAUAUACAUUCAAACUAGUUACUGAUGUUUUGGAUAGUCCAAUCCAGUGCCUUAUUUCUGACUCGUCAGCCACCAAUUCAUUAAGUCCAAAAUUAAAGAACUGUUUUUCAAGUUCUGCACAUACUGAGUAACAGAGUUCUGUCCUAGAUAAGGCUUACCCAUCAGGAUAACUAAAAAUGAAUGGAUUAUUUGAUAAUUACUUCAUUGAAGUUUGUGGAGACUUGCUGUGAGUGAAUCUCCUGCAUUCUUUCGAUCUAGGAGGCUGAAAAUUUCUAUAAGCUGUAAAUGCAUUUUUUAAUUUAAUCUGUGAGGAAUUGCACCUUAUGUUGCUAAUACUGUACUUUAUCUUGACCAUUCAUAUUUACACAUUUCAUUUAUUUACUGUAUAAUUUUAUAUUUGUGGAGGUGUAUCAAACAAAAUAGGAUACACCUAUAUUGUGUCGUUUGUAGCAAACUCUUUAACUUGGUAACCUUUUGUGCAUAAGGUUAUUGGCUGAUAAAGCAUAGAAACUUUGCUGAGCAAUUAAUAUUGAGUGGUUUCAAUUGUUAUGUUCAAUAACAUAUUAUUGAAUGACUAGAUUAUAUUCAGAGUAAGGUUUGUAACUUGUAUCUAAUAUGACUCCAUUAGGAGUUAAUAAUAUAUUUUUUUUCUUCCAGGUAAUAAUUUAAGAACUUUGUUAGCUUAUACUGGGAGAGUUAGUAUCGGUAUGAGAGGGGAAAAAAAACUGAAGGACUUUAAUCUGGUAUUUCUAGAAUAAUUUUUUAAUCAAAAAAAGAUUAAUCUUAACACCGGUAUCUGUAAUAUUCAGAAUUCAUUGCAAUUCCAGUAAUAGUUUUAGUUGGGGGUGGGUGGGGGAACUAUAAGCUUGAUCUUUUUCUGAUAUGUAAAUUCAGACUUUAGGGUGUGAUCAUUAUACUAUUUGUGAAGUGCAAGGCACUCCAGAUAGUUAUUUUAACAUUUCUGUGUUACGCAUCUGUCACGUCGAAAUUUCAGAAGAAAUAAAAUAAGCUUACUGUGAAAUAAUUUUGUGAUCAAAGAAGUACUUGCAUCUGUUAAAAGGGCACGAUUUGUGAAAUCAGCUUAGAUAAGCAUAGUACUUGGCAUAGAAGAUUUGGGCUGGGUAACUAUAAGUCUAUAAAUCUAUGAAUCUGAUGUAUGGAGAUAAAGUAUUAUAUAUAAAGGUUCACUUCGACUGCAUCCUGUCACUGUUUUCGGAAAGGGAGCAGUGUCACUAUUUGAUAUAAUGGCAAAUAAAAUGUAUUUUUUUUACUUUGCCAACAUAAGUUACAGAAUUGACAUUGUUAUGAUCAUUUAAUACGAAGCAGUGACAGAUAUCUUUAUUUCGAGGAAUUAUUGCCCAUCAGUUUACACAUAUUUUGUGCAACUUGUUUGUUGAGGUGUAAAACCUGUCUGAUUUUUCUUUUCCCUAUUUUACAGCCCAGGCACCUAAAACAUCAUAAAGUAUUAAUGUCUGUUUGCACUGUCAGCCCGCGCAGAGACAAAAUCUCUCAUGAUAAUUUUGUAACAAGUGAAAUUGGUGCCUUUUUAUUCAAUGUGCUGGCAGAAACCUAAACAUCUUUGGAAACCAUUUCCAUGCCUAAGCAACCCCGGUGGCACUGGUUAACUACUGCCACAGCUGUGUAAAUACACACCAUAUUUGCGUUGUGUGCCAGUGGUGGGGGAGAAUUGCAGGUAACAUUCUUAAUGUAAAAUGGUGUCCUUUAUAUUUUGCAAUGCUUGCAUUUACAAGAUGUAUCAUGUAAAUAUGUUCUUGUGCUUGUUUAAAAUUUCUGUUUUACUGAAGUUACCAAUUAAUAACUAAUACAUUUCAUAACCUAAUGUGAAAUAAAAAUGC